Molecule: messenger RNA, 3180 nt
Organism: Labrus bergylta (ballan wrasse)
Lineage: Eukaryota; Metazoa; Chordata; Actinopteri; Labriformes; Labridae
Gene: txnrd3
Product: thioredoxin reductase 3
Biological process (GO): cellular response to oxidative stress; glutathione metabolic process; cell redox homeostasis
Cellular component (GO): cytosol; mitochondrion
Molecular function (GO): thioredoxin-disulfide reductase (NADPH) activity; glutathione-disulfide reductase (NADPH) activity; flavin adenine dinucleotide binding
Source: RefSeq, a predicted model, not a curated record
UAGCCAAAGACGUUUGGCGCGGUUGGUAGAGAGACGACCGACACCAGACGAGAGAGGAGUAGGGGGGCCGUGGUCGUCACCGCAUUUCUCUUGUUUCAUAGUGGUAUCUUUUGGCGACGGCACCAGCAGAUAUAACAUUAGAAGCAGCCUUUUUUUUAAAAAGAGAGUUGGUCUGUUUGUUAAUCCGUGUUGUCAGUCUCCGGUUUCGCCGUCUGUCGGUGCAAGCAGACGGAAACAGCUUCAAUAUGCCUCCCAUCGAAAACGACACCGGGAAGAAUGAACUCAAAACUCGGAUACAGCAGCUCAUUGACUCCAAUCAAGUCCUGGUUUUCAGCAAAAGCUACUGUCCGUAUUGUGUGAAGGUGAAGGACUUAUUCAAAGAGCUCAAAGUCGACUGCAAUGUGGUGGAGUUGGAUCUCAUGGAUGAUGGACCCAACUACCAGGAACUGCUGGUCGAGAUGACUGGACAGAAAACUGUUCCUAAUGUCUUCAUCAACAAGAAGCACCUUGGCGGCUGUGACAACACAAUGAAGGCUCAUCAAGACGGCAGCCUGCAGCAGCUGCUGAGUCAAGAAAAUGAUGCUUAUGACUACGACCUGAUUGUCAUCGGAGGAGGAUCGGGAGGCCUCGCCUGCUCAAAGGAAGCUGCUUUAUUGGGGAAGAAGGUCAUGGUACUGGACUAUGUUGUGCCCACACCAAAGGGAACCACCUGGGGUCUCGGUGGAACUUGUGUCAAUGUGGGCUGCAUUCCCAAGAAGCUGAUGCACCAGACAGCCCUGCUGGGCACGGCCAUGCAGGACGCACGCAAGUUCGGCUGGGAGUUUGAGGAAACAGUGAAACAUAACUGGGAGACGAUGACGACGGCGGUGAACAACUACAUCGGCUCAUUGAACUGGGGCUACAGGGUGGCCCUGAGAGACAAGAAUGUCAACUAUAUCAAUGCUUACGCAGAGUUUGUUGAACCACACAAAGUCAAGGCGACAAACAAACGAGGGAAGGAGACAUUUUACACAGCAGAUAAGUUUGUCUUGGCUACAGGAGAGAGGCCGCGCUACCUUGGCAUCCCUGGAGACAAGGAGUACUGCAUCACCAGCGAUGACCUCUUCUCAUUGUCUUACUGCCCGGGAAAGACCCUGGUGAUCGGCGCUUCAUACGUGGCUCUGGAGUGCGGCGGCUUCCUGGCCGGCCUCGGUCUCGAUGUCACCGUCAUGGUGCGGUCGAUCCUGCUGAGAGGCUUUGACCAGGACAUGGCCAACCGUGCCGGGGAGCACAUGGAGGAGCACGGCGUGAAGUUCCUCAGAAAAUUUGUGCCUGUAAAGGUAGAGGAGCUGGAAGCAGGCACUCCUGGGAGGCUGAAGGUGACAGCCAAGUCAACAGAAACGGACGAGAUCAUCGAGGGAGAGUACAACACUGUGUUGAUAGCCGUUGGCCGGGACGCGUGCACAGACAAGAUUGGCCUGGACAAGACAGGCGUCAAAGUCAACCCUAAGAAUGGAAAAAUCCCAGUGAACGAUGAAGAGCAGACUAACGUGCCCAACAUCUACGCCAUCGGAGACAUCCUGGAAGGCAAGUGGGAGCUGACACCUGUAGCCAUCCAGGCCGGCAAGCUGCUCGCACGGCGCCUCUACGCUGGGGCAAAACUCAAGUGUGACUACAUCAACGUUCCCACCACGGUCUUCACCCCGCUGGAGUACGGCGCCUGUGGUCUGUCAGAGGAGAGAGCCACUGAGCUCUAUGGACAGGAAAACAUCGAGGUGUUCCACAGUCUCUUCUGGCCUCUGGAGUUCACUGUGCCCGGCAGGGACAACAACAGAUGCUACUCGAAGCUCAUCUGCAACAAACUGGACAACGACCGAGUCAUCGGGUUCCACUACCUGGGUCCAAAUGCUGGGGAGGUGACGCAGGGCUAUGGUGUAGCCAUGAAAUGCGGUGCCACUAAAGAGCAGCUGACAGCACCAUCGGCAUCCACCCAACCUGUGCUGAGAUCUUUACCACUAUGGACGUGACCAAGAGCUCAGGUGGAGACAUCACCCAGGCCGGCUGCUGAGGUUAAACCCUGCUCGUUUAGCGGGCAGCUCUCAUAUUAGACUCAUCUACCAUCCCUUCUCAUCCAACCUUUAGGCUCAGCCUCACCUUCAGCUUCUCAGUGUACGCGGCAGUCGUUUUCUCAGGACAAAAACCUAACACCAAACCCAGUGUCUGAAUCGCUGAAAGCACUUACUUAGGCUAGCAGCCAAGCUGAGAGGAUGAGGAUGUGCGAGCCUCUAGUCCUGGCUGAGGAAGUUUUUAAAUGAGAGCUGCCUGCUGAACAGCGGGGUUACUCUGCUGACAUCCUUCUGGGCACCGCCAGUCGUCUUCUCAGAGGAGCACCAACACACACAAGUGUGUUUGGGGCUGUUUGUGACGUCCUCGCCCUUAACCUGGUAUUCUAAGGUGGGCAAGGAUCGAUGUCCUUCUGCAGAAGCGCCUGAUGGUGGCUUAAAAACCCUUCGUCCAAAUCCCCAACGUCAAACACUUUUCAUUGAACCCCAGAAUACAAAGAGCAUACAGACCGAGUUUUGUCAAAGAGAAUCAAAUUGGCACAUAACCAGGGUUUGAAAAAAGAUACACCUCUCUGAACUCUGGUCCAGCUUAUAAUGGAAAUGUAUUGUUUAAUCUGGUACGUGUGUGAGUGUGUUUAAAUUUGUAACGUCUCUUCUCGAUUUUUCAACACAUUCCUCUUAUCAGGUCUUUCAGUUUCAGAUGUAUUCAAGGUGUACAUUUGCAUUGUCAAUAUUUAUCUUUGCUGGCUGUGUGGAGGGUUUCGCUGCCUUUAAGAGAACUUUAUCUCUACCAAAAUGUUUUCUCUAAACAAGUCUGCAGAAAGAUCGGGCGCAGAUCAACGUACACCUCUCAAACCUGGAUGUGCUGCAUCACAACACUGUCGGGUAGAAAUUGAACGAAAAGAACUACCUAGCUGAAGUGAAUGUUGUUUAAAAAAACAUUUUCACCAUUAAUUUAAUGCAUCUCACUGUUUGCCUCUACAUUAUGUGUAUGUUAAGAAAUAUAUAUUUGGUCUUCUAGAGGAGAGUAGUCUGGCUGCUGUCAGUGAGUUGUUCAUCUGUCUGCUGCUGUCAAACCACUGUAGUUGACUUCUUUUCAAACAUUUAAUAAAGGAUGACUUUAGCAUCACUUUUCUCA